Atta colombica is the source of this 781-nucleotide messenger RNA. Its product is annotated as zinc finger protein 512B-like. The transcript is spliced from 4 exons. The record is from RefSeq and is a predicted model, not a curated record. Lineage: Eukaryota; Metazoa; Arthropoda; Insecta; Hymenoptera; Formicidae. Bases 24 to 665 code for a protein of 213 amino acids.
CCGCUCGCCACGUAUUCUGAAAAAUGCUCCAUCUACCCUCAAUAAUCACUCUAUGUUUAUUAAUUAAAACAACGUUUGCUAAUUUAUCAGUGGAUAAUGCUGGAUGGCAUGGAUUAUCUGAUUUCGACAUCACGAAUUACGUGUCUAAUGAUCACAACAUUCAUCAGAAUAUUCCUUCUCAUGGAUCAUAUUCUUCUUUCGAAAAUGGUGGCGAUUUUCAUUUAGAUAUGGAUCAAGGAUUUAAAGACAGUAACAUUCAACAUACAAUCGUUCAAGCUGUGCCGAUCAAUGAGCAUGUGGAAAUUACAAAGCCAGUGCCGAUACCAGUUAUAAAAAAUAUCGGAAUUCCAGUGCCACAACACGUGUCAAUACCUGUUCCUCAUCCUAUGGCAGUAGGUGUUGCUCAACCUUAUCCUGUUCACGUGCCGGUCAUCCAGCAUAUUCCUGUGCCGGUUGUGAAAACCAUCGCAAUUCCAGUUGAGAAGAAAGUCCCAUAUCCGGUGGAGAAAAUCAUACCAGUGCCCGUGGAAAAGCCGGUGCCAAUAACUAUUGAGAAACAUGUGCCCGUUCCUGUGGAAAAGCUAUAUCCGAUUCAUAUACCGAUUUAUAAGCACGUCUUCCACCGAAGAAAAACAAAAAAACGCGGCCGUAAAUGGUAUUAUUGAAGAAAGUUGGGCUAUAAUUAGUUAUAAUUAAACGAGAUUUCAAUGGAUGACACGAAUAACUGUUGAUUCGUGGAACAUUUUCUCGCAAAGACGAAUGACAUUAGAUAGCGAAAGUA